Messenger RNA from Sorex fumeus (smoky shrew), 4925 nucleotides. RefSeq names its product chromosome unknown C5orf24 homolog (gene CUNH5orf24). The transcript is spliced from 2 exons. Lineage: Eukaryota; Metazoa; Chordata; Mammalia; Eulipotyphla; Soricidae. Bases 322 to 888 code for a protein of 188 amino acids. The record is from RefSeq and is a predicted model, not a curated record.
UCGGGUCUCGCGAUGAGUGCGUGGGCGCGCGCGGCCGUCGCGAGCUCGCGCACGCCGCGGCUCACCGUGCGGGGCUGGGCUGGCCUCUUCCUCCUGCGAGCGGGGCGGGACCCUGCGCCGUGGCUGUUUCCGAAGGCGGCGGGCAGUGCACCCGCCCGCGAUCGCUUGUCCGCCGCUUUCUCUCCGUCCCGCUGCCCCGUCCGCUCCGCGCCGUCGCCGAGGCGGCGGGCCGGGAAGCGAGUCGCGCCGGCGUGAGGUUCCCAGCCGAUGGGCUGCCCCCGGGCGCGCUGAGGGGCCGGGCUACUCCCAGCGGCUGAGAAAAUGAUGCAUCCUGUUGCCAGCAGUAAUCCGGCUUUCUGUGGGCCUGGCAAGCCUUCCUGCCUCAAUGAAGAUGCUAUGAGAGCUGCUGAUCAGUUUGACAUAUAUUCCUCACAGCAGAGUAAAUACAGCCACACAGUCAGCCACAAACCAAUGGCUUGUCAGAGGCAAGACCCCUUAAAUGAAACACAUUUGCAGACUACAAGUGGCAGAAGCAUAGAGAUAAAAGACGAACUAAAGAAAAAGAAAAAUCUCAACCGAUCUGGUAAGCGAGGCCGGCCUUCAGGAACUACCAAAUCAGCGGGAUACCGGACCAGCACAGGCAGACCCUUGGGAACCACCAAAGCAGCUGGAUUUAAGACAAGUCCAGGCAGACCUCUGGGUACAACUAAAGCUGCGGGAUACAAAGUCAGCCCAGGGAGACCUCCAGGUAGCAUUAAAGCUCUCUCCCGUCUUGCCGACCUUGGUUAUGGCUGUGGCACUGCUGCUUUUCCUUACCCUAUGAUGCAUGGCAGAGCAGUUCACGGGGUAGAGGAAACCAGUAGUGAAGUCAAGCCACCCAGUGAGUAAAUUGAGGCAGGAAAAGGGGUCAAAUAAAAGGAAGAUUGUCAAUUAUCCCAAAGCUCCUUGAAUUUAUUUGACAUACAUGAUUUUGUGACCUGGGCUUUUCUAAAUUUGUUUUUCUGUUUGAUUUUUUUUUUCCUUGAUUUUUUUGAAAGCUGCCAUAUGCUGAUCUGCGCUCUCAGAGCAUGAGCAGUGGCAUUGUUUGUAUAUAGGUUCACUUGUAACAACUAGAUAAUUUUUGAUUUUCCUUUAGUUAAUGGUUAUAGCAUUACUAUUUUGGGGCCAUUCUGACUAUAAGAUUUAUGUCAUAAACAACUAUACCAUUAAUUAGUUUCUAAAGUAAGUCUACAGUAUAAAACUAAUAUCUAAGAUAUUUUUAACUAAUGGAACAAAGUUAAUUACUUGAGAUAAUGGCUAUGAGUUUUUGUAACAUUUUAUUUUCACAAGACAGGAAACGUUUCUAUGCUUUGGCAUUUACACAGACUUCAGAUAUUAAAAAUACUAUGUUUAGAGAGAUAGUACAACGGGUAAGGUGCUUGCUUUGUAUGCAGCUGGCCCAAGUUGGAUCCCUGGCAUCCCAUAUGGUCCCCGAGCACCACCAGGAGUGAUUCCUGAGCAUAGAAUCAGGAGUAACCCCUGAGCAUCACCAGGUGUGACCCCCUCCCCAAACAACAAAAAAAACACCCCCUUCCAUGUUUAAUGUUCUAGGAUUAAGCCGCUUCUUAUUUAUUGAUCUACAUGGUAAUUGAUUUAACCAUUUUCCAAUAAGAAUUCUUUAAUGUUUACCUUUAGCAGUGGUAGGUUGUAUAAUUUUAAUUGCCUAACAGCAUAUAUACUAAACACUACAAAUAAUUCAUACUUAUAGAAAAAUUUGAAAUUUUUAAUAAAACCUACACAUUACAUUUUUUGAUGAUAACAGUAAACAACAUUACUUAAGGUUUGCCUGUAGCUAUAGUUUCUGCAUUUUGCCUUUUAUAUACUCUUACUAAAGCAUUAUGUUUAAAACUUGUUGGUGUUCAUUUAUUUAGAAUGGUUUUUUUUUUCAUAAGUUUUUCAUAAGUUUUCCCAUGCAUUAGCACUUACUAUGGUUUCAAGUUUGUAUCUACCAAAGGACCCAGGUUGAACGGUAGACUGUAAAGCUUUUAUAAGCAAAAUGCAGUUUUCUGUCAGAACUCUCAAAUUCAUCUAUGCAUGAAACAUGUAAAAAAAAUGCUUAUUUUAAUUAAUAAUCAAACUGUGUCUCUUUUAGUGAGACCACUCAUCCAAAAAAAUUUUUUUCCAGCUCUAUUUGCUUUAGAAGCAAGAGAGAAAAGAAAAAUAUACUGGGAAGUUAUGUAUAGUAGGGACAGGGGGAAAUCUCUCUUCUUUCGGAAAGUGACAUUCUUUGUAAAAUACCAUUAUUUAUUCUAAGUUCUAAAUAUAUAAACUUUGGAUUUUAAAAAAACUUCCACUGACCUUUAGGGUUAUAAUGUAGUUGUUUUUUAAAUACUUUCAAUAUUAGAAUAUAGAUUUUCAGAACCCAGAAACUUAAAAAAUAAUUAAAACCUUAAAAGGGCGCAUAAUGUUUAGGCUUGCUGAGGUUAAUGCAAAGUCGAUUGCAAAUAGAUGUCGUGUUUCAUACCUUUUUUAUCAGGAAAAAAGCAGCAAGCCUUCAGGUGUUCCAGUGAUGCCUGACACAAUGAGGUGGACUUUAUGCUGCUCUUUACAGUAAGAGGUGUUACAUUAUAUGUGGGUACUGUGUGUGCACUGGCAUCAAAGACAGUGACCUCAAAAAUCUUGGCUUUGCACAAACUAUAGAGAAAAAUACUGAAUCAGUUGUAACAUUCUGGCAGCUAAAUUGCUUCAAAGUUUCUUCUUACUGAAGCUUAAAGCAUAAAGCUUUUAAUAAUUUACUCAGAACAGUAUAACUUCUGACACACAUAAUUAAUUAAAUUUUUUUAAAAAUAAUUAUUCUGGACAUAUAACCCAGGGCUUCACAACAUGCAAGGCAGAGUGCUCUACAGCUGAGCUAUCCCCAGCCCAUCAAAUGCUUCCAUCUUUUUUCAUAUGUUCAUCUAUCUACUUUUAUGUAUCAGUCAUUUAGCUGUUUUUCGAGAUGUUUAGUGGUUGACUGCUUUCAGAUACUCGAGUUUGAAAACAGUUUUUAAUUAAAUGUUAGAAAUUUAGUUAUAUUUGUAAUAAUACAUAUUGUUGUCAAUGAUCUGAUUGCAUAUUUUGUGGCAUGUCCAUUUGACAUUUCCUUUUCAGUUUAUUUUCAUUCCAGAUUUUCUCAUUCACACCAUUACCUUUCUGCUUGUCCUUUCCUAUAUUAAUUCCCCUGCCCUUUGCCCUCUACCCUUUAGCACAUCUACUCAAUGGUGCUGUGCUGUGUGUUGGAAGAUAAAAGCAGGUGUAUUGUAUAACGAAUUUUGUAUACAUGUUAAUGAAAUGGUGAAAUCAACUAAAGGAAGUGUGUUUAUAACAGUGUUUAUUAAUAAUCAGGAGCUAUGUCCAUGGAACAAGGGGGGAAAACGAAUGGCUACAGUUGUGAAUGGAUAACAUCCUUUAAGAAAGCUGAAUUUGCUGUUCAUAUGAGCAAUGCCUGGUGUAUUAGAUCUGUUUGCUAGUUCCUGGUUCCAGUGACCUUUCUCCUUAUGAAGUUUGUUGGUGCCAUGCUGAAGAAAAAGACAUCUAAGUGAGAACAUGAAUAAAGUCUUAAAAUAGGCAAUUUUUUACUUCUCUAUAAUCUAAAGACUACAUUGUGCAUCUUUUGUAACACUGUCUCUUGUCAUGAUAAACACUGAAUAGCAUGUUAAACAAUUGCCUAUACUUUAAUAUAAAUCAGUUGGGGAAAACUGGUCUUUUCCUCCACUGUAUGGUUGUUCCUUGAAAGGUAAAUCGCUAAUUUUAUAUUGUGUAAUUCUGUUCUUCACAAAAUAGGUUUCACUAUUCUGUAUUAAAACUGUUGGUCAGAAAAUGAUCUGCUAUUCAAGUAAGUUUGCUUUACUUUUUUCUUUAAAAAUUAUAACAUGCCUUAUUUAUUACUUUUAUUAACAAAUAAGGAUUUAGUAUAAUGAAAUUUUCAUUUUUUGACAGAUACAAUCUUGCAUAACUAAUCUUUAGUAGGGGAUGAUUUUGAUACUAUCUUUGGAGUUUUGCACUGGAUUAAAAUAUUGGCCUAAUGUAUUGGAAGAAAUAAUAUAACUGAUUAAUUUUUACUAUUUGGGGAUGUUUUUAAAAUGUGUCAAUUAGACUAAAAAUUCUUUAUAUUUUUAAUUUACUUUUUAAAAUAAACAUGUCAAAGUAAUAAGAAUGAUACUCAUUCCAAACCAAUGUUUGUGUGAAUUUACAUACAUAUUAUCAUGAAAAUUUUUGAGUUAAGGAGGAAAAAUAUUAUUUGGAUCCAUAAUUAAAUGGUGACCAAUCCAGUAUAAGAAAACCCAGUGUGUGAGCUAAAGAAAACUUCUUUUUAUCUAAGAAGCUUUAAAAGAACAAUUCAGGGGAUAUUGAUGAUAACCGCUACUUGGUCAGUCAUUGUCUCUCUAUACAGUAAAAUUUUAUGAUCCCUAAAUAAAAUACAAGGGUACACUACAGUUAUUAAAAAUAUUCUUUCUCUGACCUAAAAUAUUUUGAUGCUAUUAUGUUUUCAUUGUAGUGUAAUUAUAUGCUAUUAAACUCUAGGAUGUAUCUAAAUCUUUCCUUUGCUUUUCCCCUUCCUUGCCCUAAGUAGAUAAAUCUGUGCUCUCACAUAUAACGUAUUUAAUUUUUAAAACUUAAUGCGAUAGUUAAUCAAGUGUGUGAUUUAUAGUGAUCAGACCACUUUGAUUAAAUUCAGUUUCCUUUUUCACAGAUAAUUACAAAGGAAAUAAUUACCAAUUAACUGAUAAAAGCACGCUAUCCUCUGCUGUAAAAAGUCUAAAUAGAUACUGUGUAUGUUUUUAUGUCCAUGAACUUGAGCUACUCGUGUGCAAUUAUGUGUAUGGGAAUGGAGUAGUGUUCAUGAUUUGUAUCUACAUCAUCAUAUGGAUGUAUAUUUAUUAAUAAAGUCAUUACUUUAAAACCAA